Messenger RNA from Cornus florida, 1890 nucleotides. RefSeq names its product protein PLASTID TRANSCRIPTIONALLY ACTIVE 16, chloroplastic. The transcript is spliced from 5 exons. The coding region runs from base 141 to 1715 and encodes 524 amino acids. Lineage: Eukaryota; Viridiplantae; Streptophyta; Magnoliopsida; Cornales; Cornaceae. The record is from RefSeq and is a predicted model, not a curated record.
CACACACACACACACUCUCCAACUAGUGUUUUUGAUCCAAUCUAUGAGUUGGGCACUUGAAUGGACACAUUAAUUCAUUACAUAUGUAUAUCAUUUUGACAAUACUACUAUAAAUUUUUUUUUUUCUUCUUUAUCCAUUCAUGGCUCCAACUCUCACCUCCAAUGCAUUCCUCCCACACACUACCCCCAAUUCAAGGUUGACCCUCAAGAACCCAAGGCUCACCGUGUUUGCCAAAAGGGCUGGAUCCUUCCCAUCAUUUCAGUUCGGAAAGCGGUCCGGUGUCGACGAUUCAUCGGAGCAAAGCCAAGCUAAUGAAUCCACCAAUUCCAACCCUUUCUUUAAUUUUGGUAAGGUGACGGAUGUGAAGGCUUUGAUCCCAGUUGUGACGAAGCCGUCUUCGGGGCUGUUGUUCAGGCGUAAAGACCCCGGCACGGUGUUUGUUGCCGGAGCAACCGGGCAGGCAGGCGUUCGCAUUGCUCAAACACUGUUGCGUGAGGGUUUUAGCGUUAGGGCGGGUGUGCCGGAGCUUGGUGCUGCCCAGGAACUGGCUGUUCUUGCCGCCAAAUACAAGAUAAUUUCCAAUGAAGAAUCAAAUCGUCUCAACGCGGUUGAAUCCACCUUCCAAGAUGCAGAAUCAAUAGCAAGAGCAAUUGGAAACGCUAGCAAAGUGGUGGUCACAAUUGGACCUUUUGAAAACGGUCCCACCACUGAAGUCACCACAUCGGACGCUCUACAAGUCAUCGAGGCCGCACAGCUGGCAGGUGUCGGCCACGUGGCGAUCGUCUACGAUGGGUCAAUCAUGACAGCCUCCACUUACAACGUCAUAGACGGAAUCUCAACUUUCUUUGGCAACCUGUUCUCGCGAUCACAGCCGUUGACAAUGAUCGAGUUUCUUCAAAAGGUCGUCGAGACGGACGUCAGCUACACACUCAUCAAGACACGGUUAACAGAGGAUUUUUCCCCUGAGAGUUCGUACAACGUCGUCGUCUCGGCUGAAGGAAGUGUCGCAACAAACGACUACAAAGUACCCAAGUCGAAGAUAGCGUCACUUGUGGCAAAUGUUUUCUCCAACACAGCAGUGGCAGAAAAUAAGGUUGUGGAAGUUUUUACUGAUCCAUCAGCCCCAUCAAAGUCUGUGGGUGAACUUUUUAGAGCCAUUCCUGAGGAUGGGAGAAGAAAAGCUUAUGCAGAAGCUCUUGCCAAGGCAAAAGCGGAGGAAGAAGCUAUAAAAGCCAGUGAGAAGGCUCGUGAAGCAGCCAAUGCAACAAAGAAGCUCGAACAAGAGGUGAAAAAGCUCGAACAGCAAGAAGCUCGGGCUGCCACUCUCGCGGAGGAGGCAGAAGAGAAGGCGGUAGCUGCUGGAGCUUCAGUGGAAAGCCUCUUGAACAAAGCAAAAGACUUAAGUUCAGGACUGUCUUGGGAGAAGUUCAGCUCACAGCUUUCGGAAGCAGUUCAGAAUAAUAAGCCGAGCGACGAGAAACCGAAAGUGCAGGUUGCCACGGUCAGGGGACAGGCGAAGGCUCGGACUCUGCCACCCAAGAAAGCAGUCAUCAAGCAACCGUCCUUCAGCUUCAAGCCUCCUGCUCUGAAACCAAAAGCAGAGCCGAAGCCGAAGCCAAAGCCAAAAGCCACACAAACAGAGUCCACUAAAGAAGUGAGGAAGCUUUUUGGAGGUCUGUUUGAGCAAGAAACCAUCUAUGUGGACGAUGAGUGAAAAGAUAUCGCGUCACUUUUGUGAAUUAGAGUUCGUAUUGUUGAUGUUAUUAGGGUGGGAUUAAUGAGUCUCAGCAAGAAAUGUGUACAUUCUUGCAUACUAGCUCUAUUCUUUUUCUUUUUCCUCCCCCAAUUGAAAAUGAGCAUCUAUUUAGUCCAGACUUUUUUUUCUCAAA